This is a messenger RNA of Lineus longissimus, 2898 nucleotides long. RefSeq names its product cytosolic 5'-nucleotidase 3-like. NCBI's taxonomy places the organism in Eukaryota, Metazoa, Nemertea, Pilidiophora, Heteronemertea, Lineidae. The record is from RefSeq and is a predicted model, not a curated record. Gene Ontology annotation, cellular component: cytoplasm. Bases 363 to 1349 code for a protein of 328 amino acids. The transcript has 7 exons. Gene Ontology annotation, molecular function: magnesium ion binding; 5'-nucleotidase activity.
UCAAUACAAACGCCACAAAAUUAUUAGGAAAGCAGUGCCGUAAUACUGCAUUCUACUCUCCAACUGCAGUGCUCAAAAUCGCUUUUUAUAAUUUUUAAGAUAAGUGUCUUUCACUUGUAAAGAAAUUGCUACACGUCAAUUGGUUGAUGAUAAAUGAAUAAAGUUACAAAUAUGGAUAUCUUACUCGUAUUCUAGGUGUCUUCAAAACUCCAGAAACAUUAAUUCUCAUGUCAAAGUGACAUGUAAAUAUAGACUCUAAUUUUGGAGAAUAUUGCCCAUUCGGCCUUGACCUUGUCAAUACUGAGCUGGCCUAGUUUUGAUUUUUAACUGGAAUUAUUGAUUUUGCUCGCAAUUGCCCUCAUAUGCCGCUUUAUCAAAACAAACUCGCUCUCUGGAUCUGUGUAUUUGUAGGCCUGAUUGUCAUAGGAGGCAUCAAACUUGUAUUUGGACAAAAAAACCGUCGAAGAAGACGGGCAUCUUUGAUGAUGGAGGAGCUUCAAGCCCCCCACGUCCACAUGGAAGACCCACAGCGGGUGGCAUCCAUCAUCGAAGCACUCAUUGAGGGUGGAAAAGACAAACUGCAAGUAAUAGCCGACUUUGACAGAACGUUGAGCAGAUUCUCGUUCGAGGGAGAUAUCGUACCGACAUGUCAUGGAAUCAUUGAUGAGAGCACACUUUUGCCAGAGUCUUAUCGGAUAGAGGCAACUACAUUGCGCAACAAAUAUUAUGCCAUCGAGAUGGACCCAGAUUUAACAUCUGAUGAGAAAAAACCAUACAUGGUUGAAUGGUACACAAAGGCCCACAAGCUAAUGGUCGCUUGUAACAUCCGGCAGCAAGAGCUAAAGAGGAUAGUAAGGGAAUCUGGAUCUAAACUCAGGGAGGGCUGCGACAGCUUUUUCAAGGUCCUUGACAAGAACAGCAUCCCUCUUCUCAUCUUCUCGGCAGGAAUUGGUGAUAUCAUUCAAGAAAUUAUCGAGUUUCACACUGGAAUUUAUGACAACAUGAAAAUUGUCUCAAACUUUAUGGACUUCAAUGGAUCUGGUUUACUGAGAGGUUUCCGUGGAGAGCUCAUUCACACGUUCAACAAAAAUGAAGGUGCUAUCGGCAACUCUGAUUAUUUCGGGAAACUGCGAAGCCGCGAAAAUGCGAUACUGAUGGGUGAUACAAUUGGUGAUCUGAAAAUGGCCGAUGGUGCUGGACACGUGACGAAUAUCCUCAAAAUUGGUUUCCUCAAUGAUAGUGAUAAGGUUGAGCAUCUGCUUCCAUGUUUCAAGGCGAACUAUGACAUCGUUCUGGUAGGAGACGAGACCGUGAGCAUCCACAACGCUCUGCUGAACAAGAUCAUCUAAACCUCCCCCCCUUUUUAUUAUUGCAAGCCCAAUAAUUUUGCGAGUUUUGCCAAAACGGAGAAAUCAAUGUCGCAGAAAUGACUUCUUCAAUGAUAUAAUCAUUGGAAAACCCUUCUGUUCAGAAGAUUUUUAUGGUAGUGUGAAAAGAAAAAGACUCUUCGUUUGAUUUUGAUUUCACCAUUGGUAUAAAAAAUCAUUGAAUCUAAACAGAUUUUUUAUCGAAUCUAGAUGGGAUUGUUUUUUGUUAGAUGCUUCAUAUUGUUUCACAGAAGUCCAUGUGUAUGUGAAAAUUUUAUAGAUGCCACUUUGCACUGUCUUGUCUUGUCUAGUUGAAUAUUGUAAGCCGAGGCACUCAUUUUGAAUAACAUUUUAAUUCGUAGUUAAAUCUCAACGAACGGGACAGGUAACACGGUAAAUAUUUAAAAAACAAGAAAUAGGAAACUGUCAUAGAGUUUUCAUACUUUCUUACUGUGUAUUCUGUACAUCAGAAGGCCAGAAGGUGUUCAAGUCCAGUGACAACAGUUGUUGGUAAUUUUUACGUUUCAUUUUGCUGAGGGAGUAUUUUAUAUCUGUUAAAACCCAGUGGAUCCUCAGCACUUUUCUAUAGGCCAAGUUUAUUGGCUUCAGUUGGCCCCGAGGUAUUUCACUGUGGGUCUUGUGAGGAGGAUUGGUCAGUUUGUUAUUAUUGUGGUUGAAGAGUUGAACUAGGAAGGUCAGUCAGAUGUUCUCGAUCUGUCAAUUUGGAUACAUGCGUCUUAAUCAGCUAGAUUAGAAUACAACUACAAGAUGAUUUACAAGAAAUAUUUUUUGUCCCAGAACAGAGAAAUUCGGAGUAUAAAGUUCACCUUUGUUUUGUGAGGUUUUACCUGAUCACAAUGCAUUCUAUAUAUGUUUGCAUUGAUAGUUUAUAUACCUUGAUUUGCAAUGUGUAAAUUUGAAAUAUGAUUUAUGGAAUGUUUUAGCAAAAUGAUGUAAAAAUAUGAGAAUUGUAAAUAGAGGUUCGGUGUGCAACCAGAACCUGCUUCCAUAUCAGAUUCCUAACAUUCUUCAUGACACAGCAGUAGUAUUCAUAAGGAUGUGUGGGGUGAUAGGCCAGAUGAAUACUGGACAUGGUCAUAAGUCUGGAUCCACUUGGCAUACAGUCCCUGGGAAUGUUUGUUGUGUUUAAGAUGGGUAAAGAAAAAAGAGCAGAUUGUGGAAUUUCAGACGAUAGUCUACAUAAACAACUGGAUGUCGAAACUGAACUCCAGCCUCACUUUUCUUGUAAACAGUCAAAACGGUCCCUAAUCAGAGUUAGGUCUGACCAACAUCAAAUAAAAAUUUGUAUACUACGAUACGAAUACAAACAAAGGGAACAGGGUUUAAAUUUGUACAUUUUAUAAAUUACGAUGUUUAGUUCAAGGAUUGGAACGUUUUGAUUGGUUGCCAAGUUUUCUAUGCAUUUUGGAAAGAAUCUUGUGUGGUUUUGUUGGAAAAUAAUAAGUGUUCUUUAUUCAUGCAUGUACAGAAUAAAUGUGUACAGAGGUAAAAUAAACAUCUGUGAUACAAA